AACUACCAGCUUUCUUCUACACAACGCAUACGGUGUCGCAUCUGUCGCCGUCUUAAUGGAACAUAAUAAUCACGGAUUCAUAGACUUUGGCCAUCUCCUGCAGAAUCUCGUCGGGGCGUUCAUUCCCCAAGUUCCCCAUGCGGGAGCGCAGAAUGAUCAGCCUGCACACGACAACCACGACGCCCAAGCAAUGCUUCCACAUGAGACCACGUCUGAUGCCGCCAACGCUACGACGCAGUCCUCCGACGUGGAAGAUCGGGAAAUGACGCCCAUCGAGGAGCUAGAAGCUGCCGCAUCUAGCACUUCCAACUCCCAGCCAGAGAUCGUUGAUCGAGAAAUGAUCCCCGCGGAGCCAGAGCUGGAUGGUCCUCCACCUUUAGAGCCUAUAGCUAAUCCGCAGACACAAGCGGAUGCCGCUGCCUCAGGAUCAGGCGAAUCACAAUCGCCUGAUCGCGCUACUUCCGAUUCAAGUAGCAUGCCCUCAUUACACUCUGUCUCCGACUCAUCCUCCGACACCAGUUCGGCUCGGGACGUCCGAGAAGUCGAGAUGAUGGAUGCCACACAGCCAGUCGACGACGACAACGAUAGCAAUUGGACGGACGUCUCAUCUGACAUGCCGCCACUUGAGCCUAUCACCCAACCGACCAGGGGACCCAACCGGCGGGUGAGGGUAGAGGAGGUCGAGGACGAUGAAGAUCGUCCACGAUCACGUCAACGUACAACAGGCCCUGCUGCAGCCAAUACAGAGCAGGGUACUGCAGGCGCUCAAGCUCCUCACGCACCUCAAGGGCACCCUGGAAUGGGGUUCGCAUUCACUAUCAAUCUAAACGGCGUCCCCAUGGCUCGACGGUUCGGAGCAGCUGAGCCACGGCCAGCUCAGGCAGCGGCACCCGACGCGCCCGCUGGCGGAAUCGCGAAUACCGAGCCUCCCGUACACCAGCCGCACAAUCCAUUCAAUCCCUUCGAGUUCUUCACUCUGCUGGGUGGGCCUGAUUUCAACGGAGCCGAAUUCCUCAAUCUUAUGGGUGGCAUACCCCCGGAACAAGAGCAGGAUGACCCUGAGCGCGCGAAGAAAUUGGUGGAUGGAAUGGAAGUUGUCCCGCCUGGUUUGGUGAAGAGGAUGGAGAGAGUGGGCGGAGCGCCUGGCGCGCACCUCGACGAUUCGAGUAGCGCGGAUGCCGGCGCUGACGUUCCUGGGUGUGCUAUUUGCUGGGAUAAAUUGCUGGACGAUGACGCUGAGAAGGAUAUCGCUCCACCUGGUGAGGGCGAGUCGGCAGCUUCGUCUGACAACAAGAUCGUUGCGUUGCCCUGCGCGCACGUCUUUCACGCUUCGUGUCUUAUCCCUUGGUUCUCUAGGCCGCGGCAUACGACCUGCCCAACGUGUCGAUUCAACGUUGAUCCUGACAACCUCACUUACCAACCUAGACCUCGUCGGCGGCAAGCGCCGGCCCCUGCAGAUAGUCUUGCUCAGCAGCCCGACGCGGCUGCAGCUGGUCCUGCACCCGCAACCGAGGCCCAACCCCAGCAAACUGUAACUGAGGCUAUUGCGCCCACCGCGGCCCCGAACCCACCUGUCGACUCGCAACCUCAACUUCAGGCACAACCUCAGCUGCAACCUGCUCAACCCCAAUUCACAGCGAAUGCUGAUCCUCAGGCAGCCAAUACCACUCCUAAUCCGCGUCCUGGCCCGCGUUUCUUCGUGCAACCCUUCGUCACUGUUGACUUCAACCUCGAGUUCGGGCCUGGCGGUCCUGCACCUGUUCCAGGAACUUUCCACAUUCAUCAUCAUCCCCCGACGCAGCCUACCGGUCGGGCUUCUCCACCGCCUGCCGCCGCAGGUAUUCCGCCGGUGCCGCCGCAACAGCCUCAGCCAGAGCAGGCGCAACCUCGGGCUCAGGAGCAGGGCCCCGCGGGUCCCCAGCCGCAGAUUGACACCGAUCAGGCAACAGCAUGGCUGCAGUGGAUGUUGGGCCAGACGCUGGGUGGGGUGCCUUUGCCGCGACCUCCAGCACAACCACAAGAACAACAGCCACGGCAGACGGGUGUCCCGCCUCAACCCCAGGCCCAGCAACCCCAAGGACCCCCACCGCAGCCUCAACCUCAACCUCGUGGGACGCCUUUCAUCCACGGUCCUCAUAUAUUCUUUGGUCCGCCACCGCCGUUCGACAUGGGCGCGGGCCCUCGACCCGCGCCAAGGCCGCGCGAGAAGAGGGAGUGGACGCCGCCGCCUCCACCGGGGCCUACAUUGCGCCAGCGGGUUGAGCAGAAGGAGCGGGAGGCUGGACUGCGUUGCGACGAUGUGAGCUGUGGGCUGGGACCGACGGACGAGGACCCGAUCCCAUGCGUGGACGUUGCGAGCUUGAAGCAGGUGCAUAUACGGCCUGCAGGGGUGAGGGACGAAGGCGCGCGGGUGUGCGCGCACAAGUUCCACCCGUCGUGUCUUGUGAGUGCGGAGAGGGUCGCGGGGUGGGGUAGAGAUGUCGAGGAGGAGAAGAUGGAGGAGGAGAAGUCGGAGGAGGAGGAAGUUGAGGUGUCGUGCCCGGUUUGUAGGGCUGUGGGAUGGAUUAGUGGUGCGGAGUGGGAGGAAGGUGUGAGGGCUUUGGCGUAGGCGUGCCCUCUUGCUCUCGUCGUUUUGCUAUCAAUUUGUAUUUAUUCUGUCGUUGGACCCCAUACCCUUGCAUGUUCUUGCUGCUCUAUUAUUUCCUCCGCUCACAUUCACGUCUUUCACGCAUGCACGCAUUGUUUCUUGGCCCCUGUGUAUUUUAUUUCCCUCCAACAUGAUUUAAUGGCGAAUUGGAAUGUAUUGUACAGUAGACAUAUAGUAUAGAACAUAAUGCAAGUAGC
Molecule: messenger RNA, 2844 nt
Organism: Gloeophyllum trabeum ATCC 11539
Lineage: Eukaryota; Fungi; Basidiomycota; Agaricomycetes; Gloeophyllales; Gloeophyllaceae
Exons: 3
Coding region: 56-2608 (850 amino acids)
Biological process (GO): protein ubiquitination
Cellular component (GO): cytoplasm
Molecular function (GO): ubiquitin protein ligase activity
Source: RefSeq, a predicted model, not a curated record